AUGCACAGCACCACGCUGCUGAUGGUGGCUGACACCACACCGAGCACGGAGCAGAUGAACAGGAAUGGAACCACAGCCCGGGGCAGCCUGCAGCCGUGGUCACAGGGUGUCAUCGCAGUGGCUGUGUUUCUGGUCCUGGUGGCCAUCGCUUUCGUGGUCAACAGGUUCUGGUGUAAGGAUAAAGUGGAAAAUGCCGAGAAUGUGGUGAGCGUGGAGGACAAGCCAGAUGCUGUCACAUCCAACGGCCACGAGGGGAGAUACGUAUCAGCUGCAGCUGACUUCAGGUCCAAAGAGAACCAGCACGCCUACGAGAACACCGUGGAGCCCGAGGAGAAGGUGAUCACCACGGCCAUGUAGCAGCACCCACCCGCCGCCCUCCUCUUCCUCUCGAUUCGCUUCCCGCUGCUGCGAUGGGCGUUUGCACAGAGACCCUCUGCACUGGCACCCCCUGGGAGCGAUGGGGCCCUGGCCCUUCCACGGCACCACCGCCUCCUGAUCUUUUCCUUUUCCGCCUGUGGGACAUGCUCUUGUCCCUCUGGGGCCGGCGUCCACGUGGGCCCUGGUCCCCAGGAGAGGUCUGGAGGUGCCACCUCUCCUGCCUGGUGGUCCCCCCACCCGGCCGGCGAGGUUGAUGUCCCAAGUCCCAGGAGGGUGUUGACCUGUUCAAGACACCGAGGGGAUCCCGCCGGGUGCCUGGGACAUCCCCACGCUCCCAGCUGCCCUCCAGGGAGCUGCUGAUGGAAAACCUGCUCCUUCCUCCCCAGCUCACCCUCCUUUUUAUGACCUACACCAUGCAUUUUAAUGUCAGAACAAACCUCCCCCUCUGUACAUAUAUUCCCGGUGAGCAAUAAAGAGAAUUGCUGGCUAUGACAGCAAA
Molecule: messenger RNA, 877 nt
Organism: Hirundo rustica (Barn swallow)
Lineage: Eukaryota; Metazoa; Chordata; Aves; Passeriformes; Hirundinidae
Gene: PDZK1IP1
Product: PDZK1 interacting protein 1
Exons: 4
Coding region: 1-357 (118 amino acids)
Source: RefSeq, a predicted model, not a curated record